Messenger RNA from Musca vetustissima, 1603 nucleotides. RefSeq names its product kinectin. The transcript has a single exon. Lineage: Eukaryota; Metazoa; Arthropoda; Insecta; Diptera; Muscidae. Bases 2 to 1603 code for a protein of 533 amino acids. The record is from RefSeq and is a predicted model, not a curated record.
UAUGACUACAAAAAGACGUUAUUCGCUAAGCGAAUCUCGUAUAGAGGAACACUUGCAAUUGCUGGAAGUAUUGGAUAAUUUACCACUGAUAGAUAGUUGCUGUGAUAUAUGUCAUUGUGAUUGUUACAGUAGUCAUCGCAGUGAGUUAGGAGAUGAGGAAGUAAAUGACAAGUAUACACAAAUCCUUCGCACGGAAGAAAAAGAAGACAAACACCUGUCUAAUUCGGAAGAUGAUAAAAAUAGCAUUAAGAAGAAAAAGGACAAUGCUUCCGUAACACCAUCGCCACCACCACCAGCAGAUAAAUACAAUAAAAUUGAGCAGCCUCAUAGUCUAACAACACUGCCGCCAACAAAAGGAACCCACAACGAAUCUCUGCAGCCAACAACCAAACAAGGACAUUGUAAAGAGAAAAAUUUGCGUAAAAAACACAAAUCAAAGAAACGUUCUAAAAGUGUUUGUGCACGUAGCCAAAGCCAGUGUUCUGAACAUUAUUAUACAAGAGAUUGUGAGAUUCUACAAAAUCUAUUAACAUCGCUGGACGAUAGAAACUUGUCCAAAUUAAAUGUUAAAGGAGUUACAAAACCACAGCCAGCCAAAAAUAAACAUAUAAAAUCUUCCAAAACACUAGCCACAUCCACAAAACAACAGCAGCAGCAACUAAUGUCUUCACAUCAUUUUGAUAGCACCAACACCUCCACCUACAAUACUUUUGCUCCAAUAAGGCUUUCCGAAUCUAUGGCCAAUUUGUGCUUGGUACCCAGUGUUAGAGAGGCCUACCAACAAGUACCAGCACACGAUAAACGAAUUUUAAAUCGAAUGGCCACCAAACGCAAUGAACAGGCGGUUUCCAAAGAAAAUGCAUGGUUAGCCAGGAAAUACUGGGAGAAUGAACGUUACGAACGUGAACUGCUCAAAUGCGAACAAAUGGAGGAAUACAAAAAAGCUGUGCGCGACAAACAAUUCCAAGACUAUCUGCAAACAAAGGCUCGUCUUAAUGAAAUCGCCCAACGGGAUUUAUGCGAACUGCAACGACUCCGAGAAAGCCUCCAGCAGAAAGAUGAUCGUGCCAAGAAACGCUUACAAACGCUACGCAUCGAAAAGGAACUCUCUGUCAAUCAGAAACGUUGUGAGGAGCUGCGCAAAGCCGAACAUGUAAGCAUCAAUCAGGAGGAAUUGAAUCUCGAUGAAAUGUUGAAGAAAAGUGAAAUAUGUCAUCGGCUGACAGAACGUCUUAAACGUGCCGAUCACAUACGCAAUGAAAUAUUGGAGAACUAUCUGAAACGAUUGCGUUACGACAACUACAUAGAACAGUUACAACACGAAGAACAUUGGCGUGAAAUACAGCUAAGUGAAAAACUCAAACGAGAACAGCUAAAAGAAGAAAUAUCUCGUAAACGAUGCCGAUCACAACAUUUCGUUGAGACAAAACAAAAACACAAUGAAUCGCUAAAGAGAACAGCAAAGCUAUCGAAAAGUCUUCGAGAUUUAGUUCGGUCAUCGGUGACACCGGAUACAGGUGUUGCGCUUUAUGGUGGCAAUAAUGCAACAACCCUAAACAGUGUUCAAACAGCAAAAUUAUUAUUUGAUCGUAGGCCAUAUUGA